Messenger RNA from Glycine soja, 2030 nucleotides. RefSeq names its product molybdate transporter 1-like. The coding region runs from base 251 to 1729 and encodes 492 amino acids. Lineage: Eukaryota; Viridiplantae; Streptophyta; Magnoliopsida; Fabales; Fabaceae. Gene Ontology annotation, biological process: molybdate ion transport. The record is from RefSeq and is a predicted model, not a curated record. The transcript has a single exon. Gene Ontology annotation, molecular function: molybdate ion transmembrane transporter activity.
GUGUGUCUGAAUUGUCGGUAAGACAACUUUAAAUUGAGGUUGGAGAAGCAAAUUCUUUCUUACUUCUGCGGUGGAUGUGCCUCGUAUUUUGUGCUACCACAUUUUCACUGACAAAACAAACACACUAUUGAAUCAACAACCAAUUCCCACAUAUCACAUUCAUAUUCACUUCUCUUACAGUUAAUUAAUAGGUUUGUUAAUUACUUAAUUUAUUGCUCGAGAGAUUCAAACCAAACACAUAACAUUUUCCAUGGCAUACCAAAACCCUCCUUCAAUUCCAAUCUCAGAUCCUGAAGCACCGGAAAUCACUCCUACUCAUACUCCUUCAACCACCACCCCACUAGCCAAUGGAUUUUCAGCCAAAGGAGUGGUGGAAAAAAUAAAAAACAACUUGGUUUUUCACUCAAAAUGGGGUGAGCUCAAUGGCGCCAUGGGUGACCUUGGCACUUAUGUACCAAUUGUUUUGGCCUUGACCCUUGCUAGGGACCUCAACCUUGGCACCACGCUGAUAUUUACCGGUGUGUACAAUAUCAUCACUGGUGUCAUCUAUGGGGUCCCUAUGCCGGUCCAGCCGAUGAAGUCCAUUGCGGCCCAGGCCUUAUCGGACACUGAUUUCGGUGUGCCCGAGAUCAUGACCGCCGGUAUAUUAACCGGCGGCGUGUUGUUUGUUUUGGGGGUGACAGGGUUGAUGCAGCUUGUUUACAUGCUCAUUCCUCUCUGUGUUGUGAGGGGAAUUCAACUAGCACAAGGUUUGUCAUUUGCCUUGACAGCUGUUAAGUAUGUGAGGAAAAUUCAGGACUUGCCAAAGUCUAAAUCUUUGGGGGAGAGGCAUUGGUUUGGGCUUGAUGGGUUGGUUUUGGCCAUUGUUUGUUUGUGUUUCAUUGUGGUUGUGAAUGGGGCUGGGGAGAAGAGUAGAGGGUGUUGUGAUGUUGUGGAAAGUGGUGGUGGUGAUGAUGAUUUGGGUGGUCAAAAGAGGAAUAAUGAGGUUGUUGCAAGAAGCAGGACAAGCAGGGUGAGGAAGGUUAUUUUCUCACUACCUUCUGCUUUCAUGGUGUUUGUGUUGGGGGUUGUUUUGGCCUUCAUAAGAAGGCAUGAGGUGGUGCAUGAAAUAAAGUUUGGACCUUCCUCAAUAGAAGUAGUGAAGUUCUCUAAGCAUGCAUGGAAAAAGGGUUUUGUGAAGGGUGCAAUCCCUCAACUUCCAUUGUCGAUUUUGAACUCUGUGGUGGCUGUUUGCAAGUUGUCAUCAGAUUUGUUCCCAGGGAAGGAUUUCUCAGCCACUUCGUUGUCAGUGACAGUGGGAUUGAUGAACUUGAUUGGUAGUUGGUUUGGUGCUAUGCCGAGUUGCCAUGGUGCUGGUGGACUUGCGGGGCAAUACAAAUUUGGUGGAAGGAGUGGUGGGUGUGUGGCACUUCUUGGUGUUGCCAAAUUGGUGUUGGGUUUGGUGUUGGGAACUUCUUUGGCACACAUUUUGAAGCAGUUUCCUGUGGGGAUCUUAGGGGUGUUGCUUUUGUUUGCUGGAAUUGAACUAGCCAUGUGUGCUAGGGACAUGAACACAAAGGAAGAUUCCUUUGUGACUCUUGUUAUCACUGCAGUUUCACUCGUGGGAUCAAGUGCAGCUCUUGGCUUUUUGUGUGGAAUGGUUGUCUAUGUGCUUCUUAGGCUGAGGAAUUGGACAAGGGGUAAACCACUUUCUACUAUUUGGACGAUGAAAAGCCCCGAGCAAGUUUGAAGAAAACUAAGGAGUAUAUUCAAAAUAUAGUUAUUUUGCUUUUGGAUAUCUCUAAUGCUUUUAAUUAAUUUGUUUGUAAAUAAGUCCAUGAGUAAUGUUUUUAAAAAAUGAUUGUUGUGUUAGAGUUUUUAUUUUCUUCAGUUUUGUUUUUGCUUUGCUGGUCUUUAUUUAAAGCCGAAUAAGGGGUCGUAAGGGUUUAUUACAUGUUAGUUGUAAUUAUAAGGAGUGUAGAGUAUAGAUAUUUAGUAGCAAGUUCAAUUGUUGCAGGCUUUUGCUCUUUGUAUUGGAGUCACAGAAAUUG